UGUACUUUUUCAACUUUUAAGGCGACGCUGUUUACUUCUCCAUCUCUUGUCCUGGUGCACUACUGCACUUCCGGGCUGAUCUUAAAUCCCACCCCCCAAUUAUCAUCAUUGGCUACGUCUUUUUGCUUUGGUCUUAGUGAUUGGCUAAAAUGUAUCAAAUAAUGUAUCCAAGUCCCGAAGUCAUCCAAAACUGCAACAUUUAACCUAAUACGUUACUGUUACAAUUUGGGAUAUGCGGCAAUACACUCUGUGACGACAAACUGCAAUGCAGUGAAACAUGGUUAAUCGCAAUAAACCAGAUUAUUUCUAAUGAGAAAUUACUUUUAUUUUAUAUAUAAGUUGAAUCGUUAUCCUCAAGUGACAAAUAUGCGUUAUCCCAAUAUUUACAUUAAAAAAAUGCAUACCACACUAAAUCUGUCAUGUACGCCUGCCAAUCAAAAUCCGAUCCGGCUUCUGAUGCGUAGGUGAUUGGAGGAUCUGGAAGAAAGGGCAGGUGCAUUUGAAAGUCCAAAAGGGAUGGACCAGUUGUGUACGUUGCGGCAGCAGGCAACUCAUGGGACAGAAGAAACCCCCUCCAAAAAACGCCACUCUACCUCAGUUUCCCUUUCCUGGAUGCAAAGUGCUAUAAACCAAAAUGAAGAGCCUCAAGGCAAAGUUUAAGAAGAAUGAGAGUCAGGACUGGAGUAAGAGCGAUGAGAGACUACUGCAGGCUGUAGAGCAGAACGAGCCUGACAAAGUAGCUGCCCUGAUUGUGAAGAAGGGACUUUGUCCCACCAAACUGGACGUGGAGGGAAAGUCAGCGUUCCAUCUCUGUGCGUCUCGAGGUCGUCUGGACUGCUUGGAGGUCAUCCUGGCUCACGGGCCAGACAUUAACGUGACAGAUGGUACAGGCUUCAGUGCCCUUCACCUAGCAGCAAAGAACUGCCAGCCUGAGUGCCUGAAGAGACUAUUACAGGAGAGAUUGUCUGUAGACUCCUCAGACAGCUUUGGCCGGACAGCUUUGCAUCACGCAGCUGUGAGCGGCUGCUUGUCCUGCACUGAGACUCUGUGGGACUUCAAGGCCAGUCUGGAUGCCCAGGACGGGGAUGGGGUGACCGCGCUGAUCCUAGGAGCCCAGAUGAGCAGAGUGGAGCUGUGUGCUUUCCUGUUGGACCGAGGAGCCAAUCCCAACAUACAGGACAGCCAGGGCAGGUCAGCCCUGAUGUUGGCCUGUGAGAGUGACAGUGCAGAGACUGUGGAGGCAUUACUAAGGGGAGGGGCUAACCCACAUCUGGCCGACGCCCUCGGACACCACGCAGCCCACUACAGCGCAACUGCCGGCAACCAGCGCAUUGCACAGCUGCUGCAAAACAGAGCUCCAGCCACUGAGGGCAAUGGAGAAGAGCGACAGCCCCCUCCUCCCCCUCCCCUACCAGGGGGUACGACCCCCCGUAAGAGAAAAGCCCCCCCUCCUCCACGCUCCCCUCCCCAGGGCUCCCCGCCAUCUCCUGCCUCCCAGAGCCCUCCUCCCCCUGCCUCUUCUGAGCCUCAGAUCCAGAGACCCGCUCCCCUUCCUCAGUCCCCAGAGACGCAGCGCUCUGCUCAGGCUAACCUUAUGGAGGAUGAGGAGGUGUUUGAGGAGAUCCGCAGACUGCGUCUGGAAAGGGGACGUCUGCUCCAGAAGAUCAAAGGUCUGGAGCAGCAGCAGAACAGCGCCCACACUGCCCUGGAGGAGCUGACUCAGCUGAGAGAGCGUCUGCAGCAGGCGGAGGCAGAGCGGGACAGGCUGCAGACUGAGCUGGAGGAGCUGAAGGCAGGUCAGGUGAUCGGUGCCAGUGACUCAGAUGACGACAUGCUGGACUUCCCAGGUGCUGAGAAGCUGCUCUCCAGACGGUCGAGAGAGUCUCCCUCUGCUCUGGACGAGGGGGUGGCAGACUCCCUCAACCCCACCUCUCCUGGUGCUGCAGACUCAGACACUGUGGCUGAGCUACGCAGACAGCUGAAGGAGCUGGCCUUACAGAAUCAGGAGCUGGUCCUGAAAGUGCAGAUGCUGGAGAUGUUUGAGAAAGAUGACACUGACAUGCAGACAUCCGGCCCAGACUUUGUCCCCACGGCUCUGUAUGACUCCCUGAGGAGGGAGUUUGAAGCUCUGCAGGAGCAUUACUCCCAGGCCCAGGCUUCAGCUGAGGCCUCCAGCAUGGCAGGGGAACAGUGGUAAGGAUUACCACCCACACCAUCUUACGCGAGCCACCUUAUACCUUCUGGAUAAGAGCAUCUACUAAAUGACUAAAAUGUCACAUUCACACCACCCACCAGGGUUCGAGUUCAAUUUAUAGAGGUGCCCUGGGGUGCUGAGCACUACCAUGAGGGCACCCCGGUAAGGACUAAAGUAUUAAAUCAACAUGGACACCCCCUAAAGGGUUCAAAAUAUUAACACUGGUUCAGCCCACUAUUUUUAGCAUCUUUAAGCCCACUAUUUAAGAGUCUGUGUGUAAUUUGAACCCUGCCAGCCACAGUAUUGUAAUUAGAAGAUUCUAGCUAACAUAAUAUGCCUCUACAACCAUAGUUAGACCUCUCACUUCACUUCAGUUCUGAGGUUUGUUGUCUUUUACACCUGCAUUGCUUGCUGUUUGGAGUUUUAGGCUGGGUUUCUGUACAGCACUUUGAGAUAUCAGCUGAUGUAAGAAGGGCUAUAUAAAUUGAUU
Molecule: messenger RNA, 2684 nt
Organism: Oncorhynchus tshawytscha (Chinook salmon)
Lineage: Eukaryota; Metazoa; Chordata; Actinopteri; Salmoniformes; Salmonidae
Product: ankyrin repeat domain-containing protein 24-like
Exons: 16
Coding region: 635-2197 (520 amino acids)
Molecular function (GO): actin binding
Source: RefSeq, a predicted model, not a curated record